Pipra filicauda (Wire-tailed manakin) is the source of this 1475-nucleotide messenger RNA. It is a transcript of the gene HTD2, whose product is annotated as hydroxyacyl-thioester dehydratase type 2. Bases 21 to 527 code for a protein of 168 amino acids. NCBI's taxonomy places the organism in Eukaryota, Metazoa, Chordata, Aves, Passeriformes, Pipridae. The transcript has a single exon. The record is from RefSeq and is a predicted model, not a curated record.
CGAAGCAGAAGUUUCUGGAGAUGUUGCAGCCCUUCAGGCGAGGAAUUUCUGGAGGAAUGUUCCGACGAAGAGCCUUGACAAAGCUAACGUUUAUCAACUCACUGCUUGGACAUCCAGUACUUCAAAGUUUACACAUAAAAGUUGGAGACAAAGCUGAACUUACCAAAGCUUUUACACAGAAUGAUGUUGUUACUUUUUCCUACUUAACAGGUGACACAAAUCCUUUGCAUUUAAAUGAAGAGUUUGCAAAGAAGUCUAGGUUUGGGAGAACUGUUGUACAUGGAGUUCUGAUCAAUGGACUUAUUUCUGCAGUUCUAGGUACUAAAAUGCCUGGUCAAGGGUGUAUAUUUCUCUCCCAGGAGAUCCGGUUUCCAGCUCCUUUGUAUAUUGGUGAAGAAGUCACAGCUGCAGCAGAAGUGAAACGGCUGAAGGGUUCUAUUGCACACAUUUCAGUAUCAUGUCAGGUCAGAGAAAGUGGGAAGACUGUUAUGGAAGGGAUGGUGAAAGUCAUGGUGCCGGACAGUUAGAGCUGUUCAGCCUGUGCUACUUUACUGUAAAGGCCAGAAAUUCUUGGUUUUGAUUUUGUCUUUUUACGUGACAUCACUCAAUCCAGUAAAUUUGCAACAAAAAAUGCUUGAAAGACAGUGUACAAACUUAAUCCUGAUAGAGCUGCAUUAAGCUUAAAACUUUUCAUUUUCCUCUAUGUAUUGUCAAAGUGAAACCAGCAGAACUACGUACUUACUGUGACAAAAGAGGAAAAGUGGCUUAGACAAGCCAUUGCUCUGCUACAGUGGGAAUUCUGGAGUGGCUGAGGCUGUUCUUUCUGGCAAAAUCACAGUCCACACCAGCAAAGUUCAGUUAAAACUUGUUCCUUUUGUACAAAGCAGUUGUAUUGCCAACAAGCUCCAGGGGAGGGGACAAUGCUGCAUUUAACAAGUGGGACAGAAGUGGAGGUACUGACACACGUGUACUGCAGGAUGUGUUGUAAUCUGCAUGACUCCUGUGGGUGUUUCCUCUGAAAUUUGCCUCCCAGAAGCAGAGUGAAGGAGCCUUUAAAAAAAAAUAUUGUCACAACUUGUGCUUACUGUAUUUGUGCUCCUGAGGGCAAGACAAGCAGGGACAUAUGAGUUGAGUACUAACUGUAUGGCUUCUCUCUGCUUGCUUGUCUGUGUGAACAUGUAUUCCUCCUUGCCCACUGAAAGGACCUUGUUAAAAUAGGCUUUUGGUAAAUUCAUUACCAGCAUAAGAUCAUUAUACACUAAGAGACUUCUUUCAGGAAUGAUCAAUGCCAUCAGGAAGAAGGCCUUCAGUUGGUGGCUUAUAAUUUUCUGGCAAAGCAUCUGUUAUCCUUUCUAUCUUCUGUGCAGCAGAAAUGCAUUUGAAACUUUCCUUGACUGCAAAUAACCUCAGAAGUUGUUUGCUGUGAAAAGAGAGUUUGUCCUCAACCUGUAAUGAAAAUUACUGGUAAAACAGGU